AUGAAUGCUCUCUCAACAAAUUUGUACACUGAUGAAAGGAGCGAGAGGGAAAAAAAGAAGAAAAAACGGAUUAGGAACGCAUCGAGCAAAGCUGAUGAUGGUCUCCAGAGCACGUCUACGAACGGUGUGUUUUUGCUUUUCAACGUCCAACAGUUUGGAAACCUGAGGACAGUCUUUGGAGCCUGUGAGACUCAUAAGUUUGUACCAGAAGGCCUGCAGGGAGAAAUACAUCCAGGAGUUCAAGAGCUCUUCCUAUGCAACAACUGGGCCCGAGGCCUGCCGGAUAGUAAGAAGUCCAAGUUCCGAAUAUGUACGAGCACAUGUGGAACGUUCCUUCUUGGAGGUCGAGCGGCACAUAUCCAGUGGUGGAGCGAUGCCUUCAUCAGACGGAAAGUCGUCCAAUGCCUAAUCAAACCGAAAAGUUGGUGA
Haemonchus placei is the source of this 429-nucleotide messenger RNA. The record is from the annotation of a GenBank genome assembly. NCBI's taxonomy places the organism in Eukaryota, Metazoa, Nematoda, Chromadorea, Rhabditida, Trichostrongylidae.